Messenger RNA from Dendroctonus ponderosae (mountain pine beetle), 6448 nucleotides. RefSeq lists its product as uncharacterized. Gene Ontology annotation, biological process: mismatch repair; reciprocal meiotic recombination. Gene Ontology annotation, cellular component: nucleus. NCBI's taxonomy places the organism in Eukaryota, Metazoa, Arthropoda, Insecta, Coleoptera, Curculionidae. The record is from RefSeq and is a predicted model, not a curated record. Bases 134 to 6340 code for a protein of 2068 amino acids. The transcript is spliced from 32 exons. Gene Ontology annotation, molecular function: ATP-dependent DNA damage sensor activity; mismatched DNA binding; ATP binding.
UUUAAUGGGAUGUUGUCACAAUUAAUGAUUAUCUAUCCACUUUGACAGCUAUUCACUUAAAAUAAUCUAAAUUAUUGAUUUUCGUACUAAAACUCAUUAAAACAGCGAUUGUCUAUUAAAAUAGUGAACAAUAAUGAAUUUGAACGAACCGAUUCGCAAUGCAGGUAGACCGGGGGCGGCUGCGUUCGAGAGAAGAAAACUGCCUUUAAUGGGGCCCCCAAAACAACGCGCGCCGAAAUCAAAGAGUGAUUUUUCGUCUAGUAAGUUUUCAGAGCUACCAUGGGGAAAAAGCCACGAAAGUUUAGUCCUCAACUCGUCUUCCAAUAAAAAAUCAACCUCGUCGAGGUCCACUACUGAUAUGGAAGAGGAUAAAGUAAUUGUAGCAUUAACUGAAGGGAGAGGCGAGGCAAGGUGUGAAGUGGGAAUCGCAGCAGUGAAUGUAUCCAGGCCAGUCUUAAUAUUGUGCCAGACAUCGGACUCACAAAGCUACAACAACACGCUGACAAAAUUGAACAUUUUUAAUCCGCAUUUGAUCAUUUACCCUGCAACAUUCGACACUGGGAAAGAAAACAGAUUGAUUGCAAAAAUUAGAAAGCAUUUUUCCAGUCGCCAACUAAUGACCAUUCCAAGGAAGGCCUUCAGUAAAGCUAAUGGACUUGAAAGAUUAUAUAAAAUUUGCAUCCAAAUAUCUUUUCCGUUGUUGAUUAUGAUCAAGAACCGAUACUACGCCUUGGCUGCGGCUUCUGGGCUUCUCACCUAUCUGCAAGACAAUAUGUUUAUUUAUUACGCCAGCAAUUCAAUUAAGUUGGAGUAUCAAACGUCGGAAGGCUACGCAAUUAUUGAUAUUGCUACGGCAGAUCGGCUAGAAUUGGUAUGUAGUAAUCAGCCUGCACAAGCCAACAGAUAUUCGAGCCUUCUUGGAAUAAUGAAUCGAUGCCUAACUAGAAUAGGUACUAGAAAUUUGCGUUCCAUUAUCUUGCAACCAUUAUAUUCGUCUGAGAAAAUAAAUGAGAGACUGGAUUGUGUCGAGGAAUUGAUUCGAAACCCUGGAAUAUUAUUAUCAGUGCAGGGGGUACUUCCAAAGUUAGCUAGCAUAGAUCAGCUUUUAUCCAUCGGUACUUUAGUUGCUGAUGACCCGCAAAGUUGCAACAAUCGGCAACUGAACUACCUACUUCUGUUAAACAGUGUUGUUGAGACAAUUCAGCCUCUUAAAGAGACGUUGAAAAAUGCGAUUCGUCCAUUUUUCAGUGAAUUAUCCGAACUCUUGAACCACCAGGAUUUUGACGUUAUUAAGAAUAUGCUGCGAGAAACCAUUCAUGAAUCGGCAUACUUUACAAAAGGGCAGCAAGCUGAACAGCAAAGAAUUUGGGCUAUUAAACCUGGCCUUAACGGACUUCUGGAUUUGGUGAGAAAAACAUAUUCGGAAAGAAUCGAAGAUAUGCGAGAGUAUAUCAAACGGCUAGGGCAAAAGUACGAUCUUCCUCUGGCUCUAGCAAACAAUAAUAAAAAGGGAUUUCACAUCACAAUGGCACUUAAUCAAAAUCAAAGGAAACGGAUGAAAUCUUCAGAUUUACCGCCUGAGUUCAUUCAGGUAUUUCGACUAGCUAAUAGUUUCACAAUGAAAACUGCUGAAUUAGUCAACUUAACAACAAGAAUUGAUGACAUAUUGACCGACUUGUUCUCAUUAAGUAAUAUUAUGAUCCACGAUAUAACUGUUAAAGUAAAGAAGUAUGCAGGACUGUUCUAUCAGUUGGUAGAAGGUAUCUCGUAUUUGGAUGUUUUGCAAUCUCUAGCUCAAGCCAGCUAUGCCAAUGGUUGGAUAAGGCCCAAGUUCGGAGAAUACACGAAUGUCGUAGAAGGGCACCAUCCCCUUCUCAAUUUUCUAUGUCAGAAAACCCCAAUUCCUAAUCCAGUUACUGCUUGCGAUCAUUACAAUAUGCACAUAAUAACUGGACCCAAUGGGGCGGGAAAAAGCAUAUUUAUCAGACAAGUAAUGUUGCUUCAAAUUAUGGCUCAAGCCGGGUGUUUUGUUCCUGCCGAAAGUGCCAUUUUUAGAACAGCAGAUAAAAUGUUUGCUAGAAUCUCCAACGAUGACGACAUGGAAAGCAGCGCGUCUUCAUUCGUUCUCGAGAUGAAUGAAGUAGACUACAUUUUAUCUACAAUGACUGAUCGUUCUUUAAUAAUUAUUGACGAACUCUGUAGGUCGACCUCUUUAGAAGAAGGAAUCUCUAUUGCAAUGUCAAUUUGUGAGUUUUUAGCCCAAUCACAGGCAUUUACCUUUGUUACCACUCAUUUCACGCUACUUACCAAGUUAGCUGAUUUAUAUUUCAAUAUCAAGGUCUGGCAAUUGCAAACAAUUCCUUCUGGUGAUACCAAUAACCCAAAAUCUAUAAAACUCGACUUUAAGUUCAAGCUUGCCCAAAAUGCUACAACUUUAAGGGAUUAUGGCAUCUACAUGGUGAGAGGCAUUUGGCCCCAAGAACUCAUGGAAAUGGUGGAUAAUUUGCAACGCCGACUAAAAAAGAAAUCUCAGGAUCCCAAAUUUCCUUCGAUUGACCGACGUGCCCGUUUAAGAUAUGACUUGAAUUGUAGAAUCCAAAAAUUGAAGCUACAAAAUAAAUUUUCCAUAUCAAAUCUGAACAAACUGAUUAACGAAUACAACGAAAACAGGCAGAAACUUGAUACCGACGUUACUCCAUAUUCCCCAAACAUGAUGGAAAUUCUUCAGCAAUCUGAAAAAGAAAAUCCGGUAGAGAUGAAUCACUCAAUUUUUGAUGGGUCUCAUAUACAGGAAACUUCUGCAAAUCAAAGAUUCUUUCUAGAAAAUAUGUCUAAAGGAAUUGGUAUUGCCAAUGAAAGCGAUAUUUAUCCAGAGGAAGCAAUUAAUUAUUCGCUUCAGAAUAUUGGAACAAUAAUGUGUACUCCGCUGGCGAGCCAUCCCAAUUCUCAGAAUUGCGGGACGGCAGCACAAGUGAAAACUCGUAUAGAACAAAUAUUUACACCUAAUACCAAGUUAGAUGUAUCAGAAAACGCAUCGAAUACAAAUAACUUGGAACUGGGAGCUAUCGUGAGCUACAGCCAAAGUAGUUUGGAUUUAACUCAAGACGCGUUAAUAUAUGAAACUAACGAAAACGCUGCUACGAAAAAAAAUGAUACAAAUAUAUUCAAUUGUAAUCGCAAUUCCGCAAACAUUUUGCAAGAACCCCAACAGAGCUUCUUAGGUUCUACUCCAACUUCCCAAUUAUCGUCGGGUGAUCUGUCCCAACAGCUUCAUAGAAUUAGACAAAACGAAGGUUAUGCGGCAGCAGUCGAAGCCUCUCCAUUUUUGCUUGCAACCGAGCCACCAAAAAGUAUUAUUUGCCAAGUUCCGCAAUCGCCAUACAUAACGGACUUUGCCAGUUUCUUGCAAGAUAAUACCAGAAGAACUUCGACCCCUAUAGUAACUCAGAACCAAAUUAAUGCCAGAAAUCUUGGAAACACUACUAGCACUUCGACGAUACCGAAUUCAUCAAUAUUUAAUGUGGGUACUAAUGUUGCGAAAGUGAUAACUCCAAAGUUCAAUCUCACUAUAAGAGGCAAUGUGGGAGACUUGGAUAUGAGUUCGAUAGUUGAAGAUUUUGUCUCUUUCGCCGAAGAAAUGGAUGCCAACGAAAUUGAAGAUCUAGGCAAUAAGAGUGAAGCUGUUAAACACGAACACAUUUAUCCAGAUAUUAAGAUUAGGGAUAGUCUCAUUUAUUCUAAAUCAGAAGAAGACUUCAAUUCAUUCAUUGAUCCUGGGCAAAUAAUCAAACCGACGUUGAAAGUUCCUAAAUCUCAAGUUACGACAACAGUAGAAUCUACAAAACGGCCGCCUAAACAGACUACCACUCACCAAGAAGAAGACGAAGUACUGAAAAGGAGUCAACCACAGGUCCACGAUAUUACCGAAUCCAUUGAAAAUACAGCUCGUAUGGAGAUAUUUUCAAAGAGUCUAAAUCCAAAAGUUAAAGAAAAAACACACGUUCAAGAGGAGAGCGUUAGUUCUCCAGAUGAAAUGCUACAAAGAAAAAUUGAACCGCUGGACAAACAGCCAAAAAGGAGAUUUAACAGAAGACUAAAAAAGAAACUGAUUAUAUCCACUAAGAAAAAUGAAAACAGGAAAAUGAGUCCCAAUAAACUGACUGCCGCUAUGAAAAGGCUAAUGAUAAACAAAAUUCUUAGUAACGAAAAGCGGAAAGCAAUAACUGGUAAGACCAUUGCAACUAACAGAUCGCGAUAUAAAUUAAAGUUGAAAAGACGCUCCCUUGUUGCGACUCAAGCAAAGAUAGAAACAGAAGUGAAUAGUUUGAAACAAGGAGAUAGUAAAGUUGUGACUUUAGAUAAAAAUGCAAAAGAUAUCGAAGGGUUUGAAAACCCGAAUAAUUGCAUUAUGGAAAAGUCUGAAGAAAAUCGUCAAAAUGCUGAUUCAUCUAUCAGCGAUUUAAGCUACUCUCCUUUGGUCUCUAGAACGUUUAAGGAAAUCAGCAACAAAGGAACUUUGGAAGAUAAGACAGAUGGUGCUAUAAAUCAGGCAAAUACUUCUGGGCAAUCAAAAAUGCGUGGAAAUCAACAUUUUGAAAGCAACAUAAAAAGUAGUGACGCUCUUACAGAUACAUCAGAAAUUGUUGAAUUAAUUGUAAGGGAAACUCCAUAUGAGAAAUCGAAGGUGAUGUUUGAUCAAGUUGAUACCAGCUCCAACCAAAAUGAAGCCGUAUCACAUCCAAGUUCACAAAAAAGCACUCAUUCUUGUGAUGCUGACUUCGAUCGUACCACGGAACCAUUCUUCUGCUCUGAAGCCCCACAACUUACUAUUCAUCAUACCAACCCUGAACAAGUUAAAGAUAAAAACCUAGAGUUCCAUGUUAGAGACAUCGAAAAUCAACAGCAAAUUAUAUCGGCCUCAGAAAGUAUUGCCGACGAAUUAAUCAAAGUUACUGAUAACGACAAUAAUAAUUCGAAUAUAAACAAACAGAUUGAGAGUGCAUCUUCAAAUGAGCAAGCUACUAAUGAAUCAAGCUCAAGUCUGAGAGAUGGUAUAACAGCCCGUACCAUAGAAGAAUACAAAGACGCAUUGGAAAAACAGCGCAAAUGUAAAAAAAAUUAUGAAAAUCACUCGCCGCCUGAUACCAGUUUAAACCAUACCAGUUUAAACGACCUAAAAGCUGGAAACAAGCGACCAAUCCAAUCCGAUCAAGAAAACUUGGUGAAAAAGGUUAAACUAUCGUUAGCAAAUGAACACGCACCUUCAAUUGGAAGUAAUUCAUCGGAAGCUAAAGGAAAACAUUGCGAUUCAACGAGUAUAUCUGAAGCUUCAAAGCUGCGCAAUUUAGAUGGAGAUUUCAGCAGCAGUUCCAGCGGAGUGAAAAUUGGCGAUUUAGCAGUUCACAUCCCUACUGUGGAGAAUUCGGUGUCUGAAACAACUGAUGCAAGCCCUUUGACGACUUCAAACGAAAUAAAUUUGAAAAAAGCCGAUAGAAAGACUGCAAACCAACAUAUAGAACGUGCACCGUCGAGGAAAAGGAUAACGAAAUUUACUCCUCCUUUGAAGAAGACACUACUUACAAAAAAGGGUACAAACGCACAUAGCGCUUCUUUCGAGAAAAGAGAAAACGUGAAGAAGAGGUUAUCAAAUAGCGACUCUACUAUAAGCGAAACAUCAAAGCCCCUGUUCCGAUAUCCUUCUAAGCUAAGCCAAAAAGCCAUACGACAGGAAUUUUUGGAACAGGACAAAAAGUUUUUCGAUUUCAGUAGUAGUUCCAGCGAUCUAACAAAAAUGUGGGAAGAGAGGUUGAAAAGGCCUGCACGGCCUACCCCUAAACAAAUACAACAGACGACUUGUUUGGCUACUAUAAAAAAAACAAAGGACGGAUUACAGGUUAUUCCAGCGCCAAAACAAGAAGCCACAGUCCGAAAGAGGAGCUUGCAAAAAACAGCAUCGUUCCAAAGCAGCAAUUCAGUGAACAUGAAUAUAUUUAGCGAUCAAAAUGCUGAAACGUUUGAUCAAUUUAUCAAGUCAGAUCAUAACGACUAUACAAGAUUUAAUUUCAAAUUUGGUCAAUCGCAUCAGGCGGAAAAUGCGGAGGGUGGCAAUAUGUUUGAUUUCAAACAGGUAAACAAAGUUUCUUCCGAAUAUACCCACAGCAGCCAAUCGUGGACUUUCGUUCGGAAACGCUCGAACGAAUCUAAUUGGAACACUCAAUUUGGUAAGGAUACCAAUUUGAUCCCUUCUGCUACAACAGCAAUGGAUUUUUCUCUAACGCCAGACGGAUUUUACAAACACAACAAAUCAGAUAUCCAAAACUUACUAAAGAAAUAUCAGUGAAAAUAUCGUUUUAAUCAAUAAUAAAAAUAAUUAUGAUAUAAAAUAGAUUUAAUAAGCCUUUAAAAAUGUUUUAUUAGUUACUUGAGUUAUCAAAUAAAUUAAAUAUAA